AAAUUAAAUUUUAUAUUGGCCAACCUGUUACUUAUAUGUCACUUUAAUCCUACGUUGACAAAACAAAGUAAACAUACGUGAUACAAAAAAGUGAGGUUAAGUUAUUUAAUAAUAAGUUGAUAAAAAGAAUAUAAUUAAUAAUUAACAUGAAUUUAAUAAAAUGAUCGACCAAGAAAGCCCGCAACAGCGUCAAAAAGAGGAGUUUGAAGUGUUAAAAUCGAUGUACCCAAAUGAAUUGGUCGAUUUACGUAAAAUUAGCGCAAAAAAUAAGUGGAAACCGCUAAAUUUAUCGUUAACGUUGUUGCCAUCGCAAGGAAACGAUCCGACGAAAGUCUACGCGAAAGUUAAUCUUCACAUAAGUUGUUCCAACAAGUAUCCUGAAGUAGCGCCUAAAAUUGAAUUGGAUCAAAAUGGGGGAUUAACUAAGGAAGAAUUAAACAUAUUACAAAAUGAACUUGAAAAUUUGGCCCAUUCUAAAAUUGGGGAGGUUAUGAUUUUUAAUUUAGCCGAACAUGUGGAGUCUUUUUUAGAUUCGCAUAGGAAACCGUUAAGUAAAAGUUGUUAUGAUGAAAUGGUUACUAGGCAGAAACGGAAAGAAGAGGAGGAAAGGCAAGCUUUGGAAAGAGAAAUGGAUAGAGAGCGUAAAGUUCUUCAAAAAGAAAUUCAAGAACGCGAAGAAAUGAGUAAAAUCGAAUCUUCGCAAGACACGAGCAGCAAUGAUGAAGACACCUAUAAAUUCAAACGGAAUUCGUCUGUUGAGUUAUGUUGUUGUGAUAAGGAGGCGUCAAAAACGGUCGAAUUUUCUACAGUUCCGAGAGUUGUACAGAAAGGAAAAUGUUUACGUCAUGUAAGUUCAUCGUUGGUGUUAUUUACAUCGAUGGACUACCAAACUGGCGAAAUUCUUUUAAUGUACGAAUGGAAAAUACAGAAAAAAGACGAUUUUUUAACAUUAGCAAAGUUAAUUUCGGCAGCUGAACAGGAAUUUACAUUCCUCGUUAAAUUAGAACAUUCGAAUCUCGUUCAUUAUUUGAACAUAAAGUGUGAUUAUUCCGAUCAUAACUAUAUCAAAAUUUAUUUACUACGUGAAUUUGCUUACGGUCUUAAUUGCCAGGAAUUAUAUUUAAAUAACAAAAUAUCUGUAGGAGCGGAUAUGUUGAGGUAUAUCGCUACAGAUGUUCUCAGUGCGCUGGAUUAUUUACAUCAAAACAAUGUUGUUCAUAAAGAAAUUGGGGCAUCGUCGAUAUAUCUAACAAAAACGAAUGUAAAACUCGCAAAUUUCAGUUUAUAUAGGCGCUUCACCGAUAUAACUUCAUCGAAUCACCAAACAAACUACAACAAACGCACAGACAUUUAUAGAUUUGGUUUAUUUUUAUUGUCGUUGUUAAAAGGCGAAGAAAUUGAUGAGGUUGUUCACAUUCCAGAAUCAAUUUCUGCAGAUUUAUACGAUUUUUUGAAACAAUGUGUAGGAGAAAAUGAAAAGGGGCGUUUUACUACUCAACAACUUUUAGAACAUCCGUUUAUAAAACUUCCCAUUGAAAAGAUAUGCUUAGAAUCCGAAUUACAUUUUUCUCCAAACCAUCAAUCAACUCUAACCUUGGAACAACAAUUGGCCGAAUUGCAAUCGUUUAAAAGCAACGCGAUCUUGCAAUCUCGCGUUCAAACUGAAUUUGAGGUCUUACACACGAUAGGAAAAGGUGCGUUUGGCGAGGUGUUUAAAGUUCGUAAUAAAUUGGAUCAGCGUUUUUACGCAAUCAAACGAAUGGUUUUAAAUCCGAAAAAGAAACAAGGCAAUAAAAAAAUCAUACAAGAGGUUAAAACGUUGUCGAGAUUAAAUCACGAGCACGUUGUUCGAUAUUUUAAUUCAUGGAUUGAGACGACCAUUGUUGAGAAUGAUGAUGGUAGCUUAUUCACAUCAACGGACACAUCGCGGGCGACUCCGUUUGAAAAAAAAUUAGUUAUAAGAGAAAAAACUGAUAGUUAUUUGGAGAAAUUAAACAAUUAUAAUCACAAAGAAUGGUCGAUCAGUUUCAAACCGAAAUCGUCGAAUCGUAAAAGUUCUUCGUCGUCGGAAUCUGUAUCGUUCUUCGAAUCGGAUUCUAGCGAUGACUCAGCUUCGGAUAGCAUCGAAUUUGAACGCGAUGAAAACGAAAUUAACUCGGAAAAUAAAUCAGAAGAAAAUAUACAAACGAUUGAUACUAUUGAUGCGGUUAAUAGAAAACCAACAAGAGAAAUUCAAUACAUGUAUAUUCAAAUGGAGUUUUGCGAAAAAAGCACGUUAAGAACCGCAAUAGAUGCUGGUUUAUGCAGUGAUAAGGAUCGCGUUUGGAGGUUGUUUAGAGAAAUCGUCGAUGGUUUGAUUUAUAUUCAUCAACAAGGUAUGAUUCAUAGAGAUUUAAAACCAGUUAAUAUCUUCUUAAAUAAAAACGAUCAUGUAAAAAUCGGUGAUUUCGGUUUGGCCACACCAAGUUUACUACCAAAAGCUAACGAAUUGGCGAGUAUUAAUUCAAGUGGAACAGAAUAUGGAGUAGAUAAAGUCGAUAAAAGUAUGACCGGUCACAUCGGCACUGUAUUAUACGUCGCCCCAGAAAUAGACGCCGAAAAACCGAGUUACAAUCAAAGAGUCGAUACGUACAGUUUGGGAAUAAUAUUUUUUGAAAUGUCUUAUAAGCCGAUUAACACCGGGAUGGAAAGGAUUUUUAUUUUAACUAAAUUACGAACGAAAGAAAUUGAGUUUCCAUCGGAUUAUUUAAAGUUCGGCUCUACAUCCGCCGAAACAAUUAUUAAAUUGCUCUUGAAUCAUAACGGAAAUGAGCGGCCUUCUUCUUUAGAAUUAAAAGAAAAAUAUAUUCCUUCGCCAACAGAAAAGUACAACGUUAUCUUAGAACAUGUUAGAAACGCACUUGCGAAUCCUAAUUCGAAAAUUUACAAAGAUUUCAUGUCUCUUUGUUUGCAACAAAAUAUCACGCACGCUCAAGAUAUUCUUUACGAUCGGGAUCCGUCGAUCUGGAACAUGUACAAACAUCGAAAGCUAUAUGAUUUUGCAAGAAAGUCUAUCAUAAAAACUUUUAAAUUACAUGGUGGGCAAAACAUUCCGACGCCACUUUUAUUACCAAAAAGCAAAUUUUAUGAACAUGUCGAUAGUUGCGUUACAUUAAUGACGAAAAAUGGAACUAUUGUUUCAAUACCACAUGAUUUACGGUAAACUCAAAUUUUAAUAAUAACUCAUAUACAGGAUGAUUCACAUAAGAA
Molecule: messenger RNA, 3249 nt
Organism: Onthophagus taurus
Lineage: Eukaryota; Metazoa; Arthropoda; Insecta; Coleoptera; Scarabaeidae
Source: RefSeq, a predicted model, not a curated record